Messenger RNA from Pecten maximus, 1812 nucleotides. RefSeq lists its product as uncharacterized. Lineage: Eukaryota; Metazoa; Mollusca; Bivalvia; Pectinida; Pectinidae. Gene Ontology annotation, biological process: adenylate cyclase-activating G protein-coupled receptor signaling pathway. The coding region runs from base 271 to 1290 and encodes 339 amino acids. The transcript has 2 exons. The record is from RefSeq and is a predicted model, not a curated record. Gene Ontology annotation, cellular component: plasma membrane. Gene Ontology annotation, molecular function: G protein-coupled receptor activity.
AGUUGCACGCUGCAUAGCUGUUCCGCUGUUAUACACAGUGUAUAUACAUUGUACAUUUUAGAAGCAUCACAACCAGAAGAAUUAUUUAGAUACAAAUUCGUCAGAGUGCACCUUGAUGAACAAAAUAACAUACUGAUGAUCUUCCGGGUACGUGCAAUGUGUUUAGAAAUUCGACAUUUAUUAUAAAGCAGUUCCGUGAAUUAUGAUUUCCCUAUAACGGGACAUUAGGAAGUGGGAACAUUCGAAUGACGGUCAGUAGAAGUGACACUUAUGGCAGACCACAAUUUUUCAAUGGUCAGAACGACCCAGAAAUCAAUAAUAUCCGGUUACGACGAAAACGUAUACGGACUGGACAACGGUCAGUUCUUGUACAUCCACGUCCCAGCGUUGACGUGCAUAUUGCUCAGUUUGAUAUGCGCAGCAGCCGUGAUAUUGGAUGCAUUUCGUCUCCAGGGUUUCAGAACUUUUUUCUCCUGGACAAAAAGCGAGCGCUUUGUUGUGUACCUCGCUGUAUGUGAUGGAUCAUUUAACAUAGCUCAUUCCAUGGACCACCUUCACAUAGUGAUAACCAGAGACCACGUCCACCCCGUCGAGCUCUGCGAGUUUUACGGCUUCAUGUUGGCAGAAUUCAUCACGGCGCAGAACCUGAUGGUCAAUAUAGUAGCUAUCAAUGCCUUUGUUUUGAUCUACUACAGAAAGAGAACUGUAUGGUUUGGGGAGUACGACUGGAAACUACUGCUCUGGACGUUCGGGGUACCUUUUAUUGGUGCCACAAUUGCAGGAAUAGCGGGUCAACUUGGGCCGAACGGGGCUUUUUGCUUCUUUGAUAGCGUGAAAGGAAAGAUAACAAACAUAUUCUUCACCACGGUUCCACUCUUACUGGUAUUAGUGAUCAACGUCGUCCUGUACGUGCUCACAUGGUACAGGAUUCACACAGAAGUCAAGCGUUUGAAGAAUACGAUUGGGAAGCGAGCAUCAACAGUCAGAGCCUCACACAGAGUUGCAAAGACAAUGUCAUUGUUUGUGGUCGCUUUCUUCGUUCAGUGGUGGGCAAUGGCCAUAUACGGCAUAUGGCAAUUGGCUUCAUUAGACGUUCCACAAACACUUUUUCAUUUAGUCACUACCUUUUCAAACAUUGGAGGGAUCCUGAAUGGCAUUGUUUAUUGGAUUAUCAGACGCCGAAGAAUGAGUGGAUAUUAUGAGAAAGAAAAGGUCAAAGAAAAUACUUCGUCCAAUCGCGACUCCGGCAACGAUAAAACAGACACCAAUGGACAAAGCUCGGAUGUGUAAAUGUAAUGAGUGAUGGCAGUUGAACUAUUUUUUUUAUACAAUUGAUUAUUGUCAAUUGUCGAAAAUAUAAAACACUAAUAUUAUGAUAACAACUGACAAAAUUUUACUACAUAUAUAGCUGUGAAUAUUAGGCUUUCCUUCUGUUUCAAUAAUUCCAUCUGACAUCACCUGAUGUAAAUGUUACCGUGACUUUGAACAGUGGAUAAAGACACAGUGAUGGACAAUCCCAAAGCGUCCGACACAGAAACGCUGGACCUAUAAUCCUAGUUGUUGUGGCAGCCUCCGUGAUAACGGUUCUGGGUAUUGAUUGCUUGGACAAUAUUUGGUUCUGGAGAUCAAACCUACAUGUCAGAACAUGAUGUUGUUUUCGAUCCUGUAUUAUUUGUAUCUCUAUGUUAGUGUUAAUAUACAUAACUAAGUGGGAAAUGAUGACCAGAAUUUCGACAUCUUAGUGUCCCAUUAUAUUUUUGUGAUACGUAAAUUGUACAGUCAAUAAAAUAACAGUAAAAAAGUCAAAUACAA